CGUGCUGGGAGUGAGGCCUCCCGUGCCCCAGAGUGUGGCGUGAGGCGAGCCCCGCCCCGGGUAGUGCGCGCGCAGGGGGGGAGGAGGGGCAGCGAGGUGUGGGCCGCGUUCCGUGCUGGCUCCGCUCGGCUCUGCGCAGGCGCAGUGCUGCCGCGAUGGCCGUGUCGAGCCUGACUCGGGCCUUAGGGGCCCUGCGGCUGCCCUCCGCCCCGAGCCUCCCGCAGAUAGCCCAACAUCCCAGGCUGGUCUGCCUUGGGGGGAACCUCCUCCCUGCGUGCCAUGGGUUCAGCACCUCGUCCAGCCUCUCCACCAACAACCCCAUGUGGAAAUGCAGGAUCAAAUACACCACCAGGCCCAUUGGCAUGAAAAAGACCGGUGGCCGUGAUCACACAGGUCGUAUCGCUGUGCAUGGGAUCGGCGGGGGGCACAAGCAGCGCUACCGCAUGAUUGACUUCCAGCGGCUGCGCUAUGUAUCUGGGGCUGAGUCAGGCCCCUAUGAGGAGAAGGUGAUCCAGGUCCGGUACGACCCCUGCAGGUCGGCUGAUAUUGCCCUGGUGGCUGGCGGCAAGCAGAAGCGCUGGAUCAUUGCAACAGAAAACAUGCAGCCUGGCGACCUCCUCAAAACCUCGGGGCACAUAGGCAGGAUGGCAGUCUCUGCCAGUGAGGGGGAUGCGUACCCAUUGGGAGCUCUGCCUGUGGGGACCCUGAUCAAUAACCUGGAAAGCCACCCUGGGAAAGGAGCGCAGUACAUCCGAGCAGCAGGGACCUGUGGGGUGUUACUGAGGAAGGUGAAUGGAACGGCCAUCGUGCAGCUGCCGUCUAAAAGACACAUACAGGUGCUGGAGACCUGCAUGGCCACUGUGGGGCGAGUUUCCAACAUUGAUCACAACAAGCGGAUCAUUGGGAAAGCUGGCCGGAACCGCUGGCUGGGGAAGCGCCCGCGCAGUGGCUUAUGGCACCGCAAGGGCGGCUGGGCAGGACGCAAGAUCAAACCACUCCCACCCAUGAAGAGCUAUGUCAACCUGCCGACAGCAGCAGCUCGGGCUUGACACCUGGCGCCCGUCCCUCAAUGGCUGUCAAUAAAAUCAACCCCUCAGCUCUCA
Molecule: messenger RNA, 1103 nt
Organism: Gopherus flavomarginatus (Mexican gopher tortoise)
Lineage: Eukaryota; Metazoa; Chordata; Testudines; Testudinidae
Gene: MRPL2
Product: mitochondrial ribosomal protein L2
Exons: 7
Coding region: 156-1049 (297 amino acids)
Biological process (GO): cytoplasmic translation
Cellular component (GO): ribosome
Molecular function (GO): structural constituent of ribosome; RNA binding
Source: RefSeq, a predicted model, not a curated record